AUGGUUCUUUCUGGCGCGUGCUCGCGCGCUGGGUUGUUGCCGUGGUUUGUGACGGUGUUUGUGGCAGUGACGGUUGCGACGGUAUGGGCUGAAGCGGCUGAGUCCCGAUCCGCACCGCCUGUGGCCAUUUCGGCGGCAGCUUCAGUCUCUGUCGGCUGCAAGGGCUGCAAUACGACCAACGAGACGGAGACAGAGGUGCUUUUGCAAUUGCACCGCGCGAGGUCUUCCAAGGGAGAUCCGCAGUCUGCAGAGGCUGCGCAGCAGGCUGUCCAGCAGCCAAAGCAGUCGUUGAAGCAGAGAAAGUCCAUGAGCAGCUCAUCUUCCCAGCCGGUUUUGAAGGCAGGACAUCGAGCGGUGGAGGUUGCACAGCAGCCAAAUUUGAAGGCGACAAAGCAGUCGUUGAAGCAGAGCAAAUCCAUGGACAGUUCAUCUUCCCAGUCGGUUUUGAAGACAGGACACCUGGCGGUGGAGGUUCCACAGCAGUCGCCGCAGAAGGAGAGGCAAGGAGACUCGGAGAACUCUGGUGGAGAAUCAUCGAAAAGUGGCACACUCGUCGCAAAGCUUGCGCAGAGCGCGCAGAAGUUCGCCAAUUUGUACCCCAAAUUCAAGAAGAGAACUGCAGACCUGAAGAAGGUCACGCAGAGCGGGCGGAAAUUCGCCGAACUCUACCCCAAGUUCCGGAAGAGUACCAGAGAGCUAAGAGGUGUGUCGUGGUCAUUGCAGAAGAAGAUCAACGACUUGGAAGAGAAGAUUGCCAACAUCCCAGGGCGGAGCCGCGCUCUAAUCCCCAAAAACACCUUUGAGUCACCAUGUUUGGAAGAUGAAGAAGGAGAGAUUGCUGGCAGUUGCACGGAAUCGACCGUGCAGAAUUGCCUUUUUGAUCUCGCCUACACUUCCCCAGAUGAUUGGACGGGAACUAUUUUGCCGGGAUGCAGAGAACGCCUGACGGGGGAUUAUCGGGAGUUCCUCAAUUCAUCCACGUGCCAAUUUGUGGCGUGCGCUGGCAGUGUGGAUGAGAUCCCAUGUGAGUCUGACGCCGAGAACGGCGCGACAGUCCAGUUCACUGUGGCGCCAGGCAAAUGCGCGCUGAUUGUGCAGCAACCUAGCGAAGAGCAGGGCGAUUUCAACGGAGUCGAAGGCGGUGGCGGCAGUGGCGGUGGCGGUGGGCCUGGCGGCGGCGGUGGCGGUGGCAGUGGUGGCGGUGGCGGUGGGCCUGGCGGCGGAGGUGGCCCGUCGAGUGACAGAGCACAGAGCUUUUUGCAGACAGGCUUGGUCGAGACAGCAACCUCCAAUGCGAACACGAGCGCGUUUGAAGGUUUGGAGGCACGCUUGCUUGAGAGGAUGGCUCAAAUGACACAGAGGAUCCAGGAUCUCAAGCAGGACAUUAGCGGUAUCAACAACCAGCAGCAGAUCCUUCCACAACAGAUUGCAGCAUUUUUGCCACAGGAUGCAGAACAGCAUGAAGAUGAGCAUAACAAGAGAAAGAAGUUGAAAUUGCCGAAGAGGAAACCGCAGGACGAGGGUUUCGAGCUUUGCAAAAGCACAAGCCUUGCAAAAGGGUUGAAAUCUACGAAGGCCAAGCACAACGUGUCGCUGUCCCAGCGCAGACAGGGCGGAGACAUUUCAGCAUGUGAUGAAACGAGCAAAGUGCCUGUCUUUGAGCCAGAUGCUGGAGACUACUCCAUUCAAUGCUGUGAUAAAGGCGAGUUGCAUGAAGCUGUCAAGUGA
Molecule: messenger RNA, 1728 nt
Organism: Durusdinium trenchii
Lineage: Eukaryota; Dinophyceae; Suessiales; Symbiodiniaceae
Source: the annotation of a GenBank genome assembly